AUGGCACAAACGCUAUACUUCAAACUUUUUCUUAUUGCUCUCUGUUCAUUAUCUGAAUGUAUUCAACACCGCUAUCAUUAUAUUGACCUGAGUAAGACCUGGACUGAAGCUCAAAGUUACUGCAGAGAGAAGUACACAGAUCUGGCCACAGUCGACAACAUAAAUGACAUGAAUGAGCUAAAGAAAAGUGUGAUGAAUAAAAGUGUGACCAAGAAUGUGCAUGUCUGGAUUGGACUGAAUAAUACAGGUGUUUAUAAAUGGAGGUGGUCUAUGGGUGACCCUGUAAACUAUACAAACUGGGAAAUAAACGGUUACAUUAAUGGUGAUGGUAAUUGUGUAUUUAUGGGAAAUGGAAAAUGGAAUCAUCAGUACUGUGAUCAGACAUCACGGUUCAUCUGCUACAAUGAUAAGCUGGUAUUGAUCAAUAAGAGUCUGAGCUGGUCUGAUGCUCUGAGUUACUGUAGACAGAAUCAUGUGGAUUUGGUUUCGGUUGAUUCAGAGGAGAUUCAACACAGGGUUAUGGGAUUGGUUAAAAAGGCCUCUACUCCAGAGGUGUGGUUGGGGUUACGUCACUCCUGUGCUCUGGGCGUUUGGUUCUGGAUGAAUGGACAGAUGAUUUGCUAUCAGAAUUGGGUGAACAGUACAGUAGAUAAGAGCUGUGACACUGUGAGAUCUGGAGCUGUUCAGUCUGGAGGAGAUCAGCGCUGGAUCAGCCUUCCUCAAACUGAACUACGCAACUUUAUCUGCAUCAAAUAUGAAGACUGA
Messenger RNA from Misgurnus anguillicaudatus (oriental weatherfish), 765 nucleotides. The record is from RefSeq and is a predicted model, not a curated record. NCBI's taxonomy places the organism in Eukaryota, Metazoa, Chordata, Actinopteri, Cypriniformes, Cobitidae.